ACGGGCGGCAGCGGACGGCAGCGUCGGUGAUAAGAGGCGGGGACCACCGCUCGAGCGUGACCGCGUGUGUGAGCUUAGCGCCAGUCUACCUCUCUCCCGUCCUUCUCCUCCAUCUCCGUCCCUCUUCUUCCGCUUCGCCUCCCCCUUUAACCCGUGUCCGCUCCGGAGCGACGGGGAGGAGGAAGACGACGCGUGGCCGACGCGAAGAAAACUUGCGACCGACGACGAGUGGUCGUUAUUCGAGUUUAUCGUAUCGUGUCGGACGGUGACAGAAGAAGAAGCGACGAGCGCGCGCUCGUCGGUUUCGAUAAUAACCCAUUCGCAGAUUGACUUGCGGCGUACUUCAUCUCGCUUCACCGCGACAACGGACCGUUGCUGUUGCCGUUGCCGUUGCCGUCGUCGUCGCCGCCGCCGCCGCCACCGCCGCCGCCGUCGUCGUCGUCGUCGUCAUCGUCGCUGCUGCUGCUGCUGCUGAAGGGAAGUAACCGACAAUCACGGAAGAAGAGGCGCCGCCGCCACCGCCAGGGCUGUCAUCGCGCUUGGUCGUUCUUACGCGGACGGUGCGUGCCCGCGCGUUUAUAUACCACAGCAGGUGACACCGAAGGCGAGAGAGAGAGAGAGAGAGCGCGCGCAGAGAGCGACACGACGGUCCGACCGGCGAGAGAGCUGCUGCGAGAUUGACAGACUCGCCGGACUAUACCGGAAGAGGAAGCGUGUGCCGCUCGCGGAAGGAGGCUCUUCGUCGAAGACGGCGGGCGGAAUCGUACGCGGACGAGCGAGGAAGCCGGAGUGCCGCGUCGCGACGGGCAGAAGAGAAACGUGGAGGAGCAGGAGUCUUAUCCAAGAUGACGAGCGUAGUGACGAACCUGAUGCAUAGUUACAGGGACCUUAUGGACAAUCAGUCCGAUCCCAGGGUGAACGAUUGGGCGAUGAUGAGCAGCCCCUUCCCAACCGUGAUGAUAUGCCUGUCGUACGCUUACUUUAGCAAGGUUCUGGGACCGAAGUUGAUGGAAAACAGAAAGCCUUUCGACCUACGGGGGAUCCUCAUAAUGUACAAUCUCCUACAGACCCUCUUCUCUUCGUGGAUAUUCUACGAGUAUCUGAUGAGUGGUUGGGCGAAAGGCUACAGUAUUCGAUGCCAACCAGUAGAUUAUUCGUACAGUUCGAUGGGCAUAAGAAUGGCGCAUACCUGCUGGUGGUACUACUUUAGCAAAUUCACCGAGUUCUUCGACACGCUAUUCUUCAUUCUGCGGAAGAAGAACCAACACGUCUCCACGCUUCACGUAAUUCAUCACGGGGUGAUGCCCUUUUCCGUGUGGAUGGGGGUGAAGUUCGCGCCGGGCGGCCACAGCACUUUCUUCGCCCUCUUAAACACCUUCGUGCACAUCGUGAUGUACUUUUACUAUAUGGUAGCUGCGAUGGGUCCGCAGUUCCAAAAGUACAUAUGGUGGAAGAAGUACCUCACUACCAUGCAGAUGAUACAAUUUGUGAUGAUCAUGUCCCACCAAUUCCAAUUGCUCUUCACCGAGUGUGACUAUCCGCGUAGUUUUAUGAUCUGGAUCGGCUUGCACGGUUGCCUGUUUCUCGGACUGUUCUCGGACUUUUACAAGACAAAGUACAGAGGCGUCGUCAUGGAUAACAAGGCCUCCGCGAAGAUGCAGAACGGCUUGUCAGGCGGAGCAUGCAUGCCGGUUCUGGACGAGAAAGACAAGUCGACGCACAACGGUGUAUCUUCUUACACGAUCUACAACAAAGAGUACAACAGCUGUUACAGCAACGGCACAAACAACGGUUACGUUGCUAACAACAAUACGGAGAAAAAGCUCGCUUAGGACACAUUGCUGCCUUGGUGGACACUCGAACAUUUUCUUCGAAGUGUUGUCGGUCAGCUCGUCUCGCCGUGCUACAGUUACCAUUCAUCCGCCAUAACGUCAUCUCGCGACAAGGGUAAAACGAAUUUACGUGUGAAAUGUGCAGAGUCAACCACCAAUCACGUGCGCGUGUAAGGAGGAUGAAGGGAGACGAGAAGAAAGAUAAAAAAACAACAGCGAGACAAAUUUUCGUUAUCUCGCUGCAAUAUUCUGCAUUGUUAGCAGAGCGAAAGCUGUGUUCACUAACAUAGAGUCAUCGAUGGGAGAACUGUGUUACAACGUCCGUUACAAAAAUAAAAAAAAAAGAACGAAAUGAACAAAAAAAAAGAAGAAAGACAAGAAACAACGGAAUGCGCAAACCAUUGCUAAUGUCGCGCAAUCUUCCUCUUUCGAGCCUUCGUAAUAAUGAAACAUGGUUUGUACUCGAUUUGUUAGAGCCUCGUGACACCUGCUGCCACCCGAAAAUAGAACAUCGAUAAUAUCGUCGGUAAUCAUCGAUAAUACGAUAAGAGAACUUAGCGAAGGGGGGAAAAGAAGACUACUUUUGCACUUUCUGUAUUUCUCGGCGCUAUCGAAAAUCGCUGUCGCUGUGGUUUUGUAAAAUUUCUAGGUCGCGGAUAGCUUGACAACGUGUCUGAGAAAGGUGGGACUCGAACGUUCGAGCUGUAACGCCUGUGAGAGAGGGAGAGAGAGAGAGCGCGGAACGAUGAAAGCGAACUUAACGAUUUUUAAAGCGCACACAUACGCGACGAGGAACAGCCACGCGAGAACUUGCGAGGAACCAGCGGCUUCCCCGCAAUUACAAAAUCGAAAACUGAGCGUUCGCUGUGCGUGCAUUUUUUGUCGUGGGUUGUGUAUGUCGAAUGCGCGUAUGAAUGUUUCUUGGUCAGUACGUAACUCCGAAGCAUUUCUCUAUUGAGACACGCUAGAACCAAAUCCUCCCUCAUCUCAAUCUCUCCUUCUCCUCCUCUUCCUUCUUCUCCUCCUCUCCUCCGUCAUUACCAUCAUUAUCACCAAUUCUAUAUACAUCUUUCUACAUAUAGCUUCGAUUGUGUUCAGAACUUGGGUAUGUUUUGUAAAAUUUGAACACACAAGUCGAUCUGCCCGAAUCAAUAUCGUUACGUAUAACGUCGCGUACGAUCGAACUGAUGCAGCAGAGAGUCGGUUACAUACGGUCGAUUUGACGAUUGCUAAGAAUUCGUAGUGUCCCUAUUAUUGUUAAUUUAUUGUAUCAAUUGAGAGAGUCGUAUAUCUAAGAGAUACUGUUGGCUAAUAAUUAGCUAGUUAGAGUAAAUAAUUCUGUCUCGACAGGCACGAGAUCCUUGAAACUUCGUGGGAACGUUACAAAUUUUUAGCAACAUAUGUCGAUGUUACUCGUAACAUAGUUGAAUCUGUACGACCAUCCCUCUAGGUUCUUGAUUCAUUCGGGGGCUUGAUUCUACAAUCGCGCGUAUACGUUGUAACAAUGACGAUAAUCAUAAAGACGGUGAUAGUGGUGAUGGUGAUGGUACCGGUGACGGUGAUGGUGAUAUGGUGAUGGUGACGGUGAUGGUGAGAGGGUGAGGGUGAUGGUAAUGGUGAUGGUGAUGAUGAUCAGUAGUAGUAAUACCAGUGCCAGCUCCGCUACGCUGCCAACGUCGAUGUCGGCGCUGGUGACAAGAGAUGUUCGCUGCUUCGAUCAUAUUUCCUCCUUAGCGCGCGGCAGUAAGCCGCAGUGCGGCCUGUUCAUUGUGCAACACACAACUGGUGCUUUAAUCGAUCGGAAAAACACGCGACAUUUGAGUCACGAAGCUCUCUAGUGUCGUAGAAUCAAGCUUCCAAAGUGAGUGCGCACUACGUAACAAGUCUCUCUCACACGCAAUCAUUAACAUGAAUUAAACCAUGGUCGCGAGAACGAGUCGGAUGCAAAACGUGUGUGUCUUAAUUUACGUGUGUGUGUAUAUGCGCAAAUAUUACUAUACGAGGGAAAGGGAAACUGUUUAAAAGACCGUAAUUAGUCGCACUAAGAUUGAUAUAUUUGUACACUUCCUAUUUUUAUGAGCAUAUUAUUUAUGAUGACCCUGAUACAAUAAAACGCUGAUGAUGAAAUGUCUCGACUGUAAUAAACUCAACCUCGGUUAUCUUUACAAGAAGGAACAAAGCGGAAGCUCACGAAACGACAAAGAGCGAAAUGAUGAGGGAAGAAGGAAGCAAGAAGCGAGAGAGUGUCGUUGAGAGAGAGAGAGAGAGAGAGAGAGAGAGAGAGAGAGAGAGAGAGAGAGAGAGAGAGAGAGAGAGAGAGAGAGAGAGAGAGAGAGCUUGAACAUCCUCUUUCUGCAACUUUGGAAGCGCACAUCAUGGAAGAUGAGUGUAACCAUUAAAAUUUAACACUUGUACACAUCAUAUGUCUUCUCUUCCUUUCCACAACGCUGUGUUUUGUAUGAUUAUAAUUCGUAUUGUUCUUUGAAGAAAUUUUGCAGCAGAUCGUUCUCUUGGAUUUUUUUUUAAUUAUGCUAGAAAAAUGGCAGAGCACGCGUAAUAAUAAUAACGGUGACGAUAACAGCGAUAUCCAUAAUUGCUCAAUAUGGAGUCGUCAUUUGUUGUAUUAAUUUUUGAUGAUGUACCAAUUAGAUAUUAUUUUUAAUUUUUGCAUUUUCCGCAUUUUCUCUCUUCCUCUCUCGGCUACUCCCCCAAACUGGAUAAAGAAAAACCUAUUCCCUAUUAAAGAAGAUACAUUCGUUUAUGUUCACUCUUUGGUUAUACACAUAACAUACAGUCGGUUGAUCAAAAAUUGUAAUACUCAAAAUUUUGCAAUGUAUCCUGUACCCAAUAGGAGAAUUUGCUUUUCUAGUGAUCACCGAAAAAUCAAUUUUUCCAUCAGAUACGGAAUGUUGCAAAAAUCAUCGAGGAAAAGCGUUGCGACCUGUCGACUGUAUAUAACGAUGCGAAUAAAGAAACAGAUAGAUUGGUGGUAUAAAUUUAUGAAACGAGAGCGUAGCGAAAAAUGUUUCUGUUCGCCCGAGUUCUUUACGCAUUAUUAAAAUUGUAACAAUCGGCGUUUAUAACUGAACGUUAAUUUCUAUCGACGUUUUUACGUUAACUUACGCGGACCUACUUUCCGCAGGAUAAAUAAAUGGAUUUUCAAUUUGUCCCAUUGUACUUUCAGAAUCGACGUUACACUCGCUGGUGGAUCGCCGCCUAGUUUGCAAUUCAAUCGCUCGUUGUGCGUCGAAACUUAAUUAAUACUCAUUAGCUUCCCUCGUCCGAUUAAACAUGUAAAUAUAGGAGGAAGUGUUCGGUGUCGCAAUGAAAACACGAGCGAAACAGGUAUAUACGCGCAUGAAUUAAGACUAAUUAAAAUCCGCAUGUAUAUUUGUAAAAAGGGGACUGUCAUCGAGCGAGACGACAUAUGUCGACAUACGAGGAGUUCUCGCGAAGGGAACAGCGAAGGCGUGAAGGCGAAAGCGAAAUAACAGACUGGGAAAUGUGCGCGCUCAUCGAGCGCUUUCGAGCGAUAGAAAGUCAGAGAGAGAGAGAGAGAGAGAGAUUCUUCGCGUGUUUUAACUUACGCACAAUACUGCGAUAAAAUAGUCGAAGCGAUCUAGGUAGGACGUACUGUUAUGUUUUCCAAUCUCGUUCCGUUUUUGUGAUACGGCGCCACGGCGCGCCGGUGGUUAACGCGCGCUAAUUAACGCGCCUGUAACGAGUUGGGAGGUGUUUUAGCGAAGAAAGCAACGCACAGCGUGUCUCUCCUUAGUGACAUGUAGAAUCACGUCGUUCCACGGCGAUCUUGUAGACCGGAGCGGCGUCUCUCGACUCCGAGAACCAUUUUUUGCGAGCGAGAACAAUGAGUGCGCUAACACAUCGCUUUAUUGCGUUUACGACACUGGAGCCGAAAUAACUAGCCGCAGGAUCGCGUAUUUUACACCCCGCCCCCGCCGAGGAGGGUCGAGAAGGAACACCCCGAUCGCUUUUUUACGCUUUUCUACCUGCGCUCUCGUCGUUACGAGCGAGCAUUUUUCUUUUUUCACCGAGCGCGAUUCGCGAUCGCCGACACCCAUAAUGGCAAGCGAACGGAAUUAAUUAUUCCGCGAUAUUCGCCGUUUUCUUGCUCGGGAUUAUACCGGAAAAUUUGCACCUGAGACGUCCGCAAGGAGCGCGCCCGCGCGGUUCGUUCUCCAACGCGGGCGCGGAUACUUCUUCUCCUUUAUAAGGACGUUCUUGUUGAUGCGUUGCGUAGUCGUUGCAUUUUGUCCCCGGACGAGCGUAAGCGAAACUCCUUUUCUCACACGCAUCAGCGCAUGAUAUUUUUCUAAGGAGAGAGAGAGAGAGAGAGAGAGAGAGAGAGAGACCACGUCGAGAGACUCCGAGAGCGCGUUGACGGCUCUUCGACGUUGUUUCCGCCACAGGAUUUCGCGG
Messenger RNA from Harpegnathos saltator (Jerdon's jumping ant), 6269 nucleotides. Its product is annotated as elongation of very long chain fatty acids protein AAEL008004. Bases 846 to 1832 code for a protein of 328 amino acids. The record is from RefSeq and is a predicted model, not a curated record. Gene Ontology annotation, cellular component: endoplasmic reticulum membrane. Gene Ontology annotation, molecular function: fatty acid elongase activity. NCBI's taxonomy places the organism in Eukaryota, Metazoa, Arthropoda, Insecta, Hymenoptera, Formicidae. The transcript has 6 exons. Gene Ontology annotation, biological process: fatty acid elongation, monounsaturated fatty acid; fatty acid elongation, polyunsaturated fatty acid; sphingolipid biosynthetic process.